Messenger RNA from Ceratotherium simum simum (southern white rhinoceros), 2886 nucleotides. The record is from RefSeq and is a predicted model, not a curated record. NCBI's taxonomy places the organism in Eukaryota, Metazoa, Chordata, Mammalia, Perissodactyla, Rhinocerotidae.
UAAUUGCUUUCCUUUCCUUUGGGACCUGUGUGAGAGUACUUGGAGCAGUGACUGCCAUCUGGUGGCAAGCCAGAAUCAUCACUUUGUGUAACCUAAUGGUUACUAAGAGGCCCACUCUUGACUCACGUGGUGUGCACUGGCAGCAGGGCACAAGGAGAGCCUGGAAGGUGUCUGAUGAAGGAGCCUGGUGAAAUAAGCCUUCACUUCCACCUGAACGGGUCGUUCAUCCCAGAUUCUGAGGCAGGAGCCGGCUCCAAAAUGGCACCUCUGAAGAAAAGAUUUGAAUUACUCUUAUGUUUUCGUCAAAGAUGUGCUGGGUAACCAAGACUGUGAAUCAGCACACACCAAGAGGGGCAUGUGAUGACAUGGAGCCUGAAAUAAACUGCUCUGAAUUGUGUGACAGUUUUUCUGGCCAGGAGCUGGAUCGGACACCCCUUCAUGAUCUCUGCAGGACAACAAUUACCUCUUCCCACCACAGCAGGAGGACCAUUUCUUCAUUAUCUCCUGUCCUCCUGGGUAUUGUUUGGACUUUUCUCAGCUGUGGACUUCUUCUGAUAGUCUUCUUGCUUGGCUUCACAAUUCGCUGCAGGAAGAACAGGAUUGUGAAGAUGUCCAGUCCCAAUCUGAACAUCGUGACCUUACUGGGCAGUUGUCUGACUUACAGUAGUGCUUACCUCUUUGGGAUUCAAGAUAAAAAUGCUUUAGUGGGAAGCUCAAUGGAAACUCUGAUCCAGAUAAGACUGUCCAUGCUGUGCAUUGGGACCUCCCUUGUGUUUGGGCCCAUUCUGGGAAAGAGCUGGCGACUCUACAAGGUGUUUACCCAGAGGGUCCCGGACAAGAGAGUGAUAAUCAAAGACCUGCAGCUACUGGGGUUGGUGGCCGCCCUGGUGAUAGCUGAUGUGAUCCUGCUGAUAACAUGGGUACUGACUGAUCCCAUCCAGUGCCUCCAGAUUCUUGGUGUCAGUAUGACGGUGACAGGGAGAGAUGUGUCCUGCUCUCUGACCAGCACACACUUCUGUGCUUCCCGGUACUCAGAUGUCUGGAUUACUCUCAUUUUGGGAUGCAAGGGCCUGCUGCUGCUGUAUGGUGCCUACCUGGCUGGCCUGACGGACCACGUCAGCUCUCCUCCAGUGAAUCAGUCUUUAACCAUCAUGGUUGGGGUCAACCUCGUGGUGCUGCCUGCUGGGCUUCUUUUUGUGGUCACCAGAUACUUGCACUCCUGGCCCAACCUGGUCUUUGGACUCACGUCUGGAGGCAUCUUUGUUUGCACAACCACCAUCAACUGCUUCAUCUUCGUUCCCCAGCUGAAGCAAUGGAAGGCAUUUGAAGAGGAAAACCAAACAAUCAGACGCAUGGCCAAAUACUUCAGCACUCCCAGCAGAAGCUUCCAUACCCAGUAUAGUGUGGAACAGAAUUGCCAUGCGAGGGGAGAGAAAAGCUCCAUGGAAAGACUCCUCACAGAAAAAAAUGCUAUGAUUGAAAGCCUGCAGGAACAAGUCAACAACGCCAAAGAGAAGCUGGUGAGGCUGGUGUCAGCGGAGUGCGCCCCUGAGCCACGCGGGUGGGCCGUCCCACCUGCCCCUUCCCACAGCAGGGACGUCCUGGCUGCAGCCUCUGCCCGCGGCCUGGCGGCUCAAGGGCCUUCGGAAUGCCUCGCAGACUCUCAGAAUGAUACCAGCGCGGCCGCCCAGGACUCCCAGAGCACCUCAGUGCCCUCCUCGAGUGUGCCGAGCCUGGAGAGGCAUGUGAAGGAGGCCAGCCCCUCCCCGGGGCAGGAGGAGAACAUUUCUUACUUGAAAGACUUUUCUGAUCAUUUAGAUUCGGGCUGCAGCCAGAAGCCACGGGCUGGGCAAAGCCGGGGUGCAGAAAGAAGAGACCAGGUACCCACGGCCCCCCACUGGAGUCUUCCACCGGCUGGAGAAGGCCCUGUUCCCCAGAGGCAGGGGCAGCUUCAGAACUCAGAGGAGCGCCAAGAGCGGCUGUCAAGAGUCAAUUCAGUGAUCAGGGAGAAGCUUCAGGAAGUCCUACAAGAUCUGGGCCUAGGCGCUGAGGCUCCCCUCCCCUCUUCCCCAUCUUGCCCCCAGCAGGCCUGGAAGGGCAGUGCUGCCCCCAGCCCCAGGAAGAUGCCCCUCUCCAGGGAGCUGGGCUUCAGCCCAUACAUGGUGAGGAGAAGGCGAGCAGCGCAGCGGGCUCGCUCACUCUUCCCGGGCUCUGCACCCUCAUAUGUGGGGCAUCGGGCAAAUAGGACUGUUUCCAGGGCACACAGUGGGCUAAAGGAGCAGAACGGGUCCAGCCCCUGUCUGGACCCCCAAACUGCUGAUUCCAGGGUACCAAGACCCUCUUCUGGGAAGCCUUUACUCCUCCCAGAUCCUCAAGGCAAGCUGUGCACCCUGGAGGGCAGCAAACAAAGCCACACAGAGCCCCAGGGGGCCGGAGGGAGCCCUGUAGCGUUUCCACACCAGCCUUCUGGUUCUGGCCGGGCACAGUGUCCCGCUGCCCCACACCUAUCCAGAGCCUUACCAGACCUGCCUGAACAGCAGCAGGUGCAGCCUCCGGGGUCCCCAGGCUGUCUCUCCCUGUCUUCUCCAUGCAACUACCUUGACACCGAGUCCAGCAGCUCAGACGAGUUCUUUUGCCGCUGCCACCGGCCCUACUGUGAAAUCUGCUUCCAGAGUUCCUCUGACUCCAGUGACACUGGCUCAUCAGACACCGACCUUGAGCCUGCUGGGGGGCUGGCUUCCUGGGAAAAGCUGUGGGCCCGCUCGAAGCCUAUUGUAAACUUCAAAGAUGACUUGAAACCCACACUGGUGUGAGAAGCAGCAGAGCAGGUCUGGAUAUAGAGGUCAGUCCAGGACAGGCCGUACCAAGGCCUCCAGGAGGAAGGCC